Messenger RNA from Sebastes umbrosus (honeycomb rockfish), 6003 nucleotides. Its product is annotated as aggrecan core protein-like. The transcript is spliced from 21 exons. Gene Ontology annotation, biological process: cell adhesion. The record is from RefSeq and is a predicted model, not a curated record. NCBI's taxonomy places the organism in Eukaryota, Metazoa, Chordata, Actinopteri, Perciformes, Sebastidae. Gene Ontology annotation, molecular function: calcium ion binding; hyaluronic acid binding. Bases 1 to 5877 code for a protein of 1958 amino acids.
AUGAUUGUGAGGUGGAUCUUGUUGCAGUCUGUGUGUCUACAUGUCAUCUCAGCAGCCUUUGAUAACAUCUCCACAGACCCGGAGGAUGUGCUGAGUGUGAGCAUUCCUCUGGAGGAGCCACAGCGUCCUCUACUGGGAGCAUCGAUGGUACUACCGUGUUACUUCGAGGACCACACUGUCCCCGACCCAGGAGCUCCCACCAUCGCUCCCCUCGCCCAUCGUAUCAAAUGGAGCCUCGUCACCAAACAAAAAGUCACUACUAUCCUGGUGGCCUUGGAAGGACAGGUGCGUAUCAGGGAGAGCUACCUGGACAGAGUUCAUCUGGUCGGCUACUCCGUGACUUCUACGGACGCCAGCAUCAAGAUAUCCGAGCUGCGGUCCAGCGACUCAGGAGUCUACCGUUGUGAGGUUCAGCACGGCAUCGAGGACAACCACGACAUCGUCGACGUGCAGGUUCAAGGUAUGGUGUUCCACUACCGGCCCAUCAUGGGACGCUACACUUUGACUUUUGAAAAGGCGACGGCAGCAUGCACCCAGAACAAUGCGGUCGUGGCUUCACCUGAACAGCUUCAAGCGGCCUACGAUGAUGGAUUAAACCAGUGUGACGCUGGAUGGCUCUCUGACCACACAGUCAGGUACCCGAUCCAUGAGCCUCGUGAGAACUGCCACGGUGACAAAGAGGAUCAGCCCGGGGUCAGGACAUACGGAGAGAGAGAACUCACUGAGACUUAUGAUGUCUACUGCUUCACUGAGAAGAUGACAGGCAGAGUUUUCCACACCACUUCUGCAGAGAAGUUCACCUACUCUGAGGCCGUGGUGGCCUGCUCCAAUCAGGGAGCUGAGCUGGCCACCACCGGUCAGCUCUACCUGGCCUGGCAGGGUGGGAUGGACGUCUGCAACGCCGGCUGGCUGGGAGACAGGAGCGUCCGCUACCCAAUCAACAUCGCUCGGCUGCAGUGUGGAGGGGGUCUGCUGGGGGUGCAAACUGUUUACCUCCACAAAAACCAGACAGGAUACCCACUUCCUGAGUCCCGCCACGACGCCUUCUGCUACACAGAGUCCCCUGAUGAGGAAGGUUCAGGCAUCACAAAAGAGGGAUGCGUGGUGCCGAGUGUUGCCAGGGUGACGCUGAGCCCAGAGGUGUUCUUCUGGAGGACGCCCACAGAGAGCGAGGCGGUCGGAGAGGUGGAGACUCAGCAGCCAACCGUUGUUGACGAAGAGAUAAAGCCGGCCGCCGCCCUGCCCGACGUAGGCAGAGAGCCCAGCAAAGGCUUUGUGAUGCCUCGAACUGGUGUGGUCUUCCAUUAUCGCGCAGGCUCCAGCCGCUACGCCUUCACCUUCGCCGAGGCCCAGUUGGCCUGCCAGAGUGUCGGAGCCUCCAUCGCCACACCGGAGCAGCUGCAGGCAGCGUAUGAGGCUGGAUAUCACCAGUGUAAUGCAGGAUGGGUAUUGGACCAGACCGUGAGGUAUCCCAUUGUUUUCCCUCGAGAUGCGUGCGCUGGAAAUCUGGGGGAUCAACCUGGAGUUCGGUCAAAUGGUUUGAGGCCAGCAGACGAGAGAUAUGAUGUGUACUGCUACAUUGAUGGGCUCAAAGGUGAGGUUUUCCAUGUGGGCUCCGCUAAGGGAUUCACCUACGAUGAGGCUGUUUCUAGCUGUCAAGAGCACAACGCCGUACUGGCCUCCACCGGAGAGCUCUAUGCAGCCUGGAAAAUGGGUCUGGACAAGUGCCGUGCUGGAUGGCUAGUGGACCGUAGUGUCCGCUAUCCCAUCAACAACCCCAGCAUUGAGUGUGGAGCUGGGAAAUCAGGAGUAUACACUGUGUACUCUCACCCCAGCCAGACAAGCUUCCAUGAACUUCACGCCAGAUUUGAUGCGUACUGUUUCAGAGAUAUCCAGGAGGCCCUCAUUAACCCAACAUCAACUACUAAUCUGUUGACACUUGGUAAGCUCGAUUUACAUCGUGAACAAAUGACUUUCUUACUUGUGCAAUUGUCCCUUUUAUUUCCAAUGUCCCUCACUCUUUUUUCUGUACGUCCCUUCAGCUGUUCCUUCCGUCUUCACUCCCAGCCCUGUGGAGACAUCGAGCUCUGCCUCAGGCUCAGAAAACGUCAGCUCAGGGUCUGUGAUCUGUCUGGAUCUGGAGACCUGUCUGGUUCUGGAGACAGGGUGAUCUCUGGAGGUCUGUCUGGAUCUGGGGACCAGUCUGGUUCUGGAGAUCAGGUCACCUCUGGAGAUAUAUCUGGUUCUGGUGACCUGUCUGCUUCUGGAGACCUGUCUGGUUCUGGAGACUUGUCUGCUUCUGGAGGCUUGUCUGCUUCUGGAGACCUGUCUGGUUCUGGAGACUUGUCUGCUUCUGGAGACCUGUCUGGUUCUGGAGACCUGUCUGGUUCUGGAGACCUGUCUGCUUCUGGAGGCUUGUCUGCUUCUGGAGACUUGUCUGGUUCUGGAGACUUGUCUAGUUCUGGAGACCUGUCUGGAUCUGGAGACCUGGCCGGCAGUGCCAGUGCUGAGCUGCCCAGCGGAGCAUCAGGUUCCAGCAGUGCAGACGCUUCUGGAUCAGGUCUCAGUGGAGAAGGAUCCGGCAUCACUGUUGUAUUUUCAGGCAGCGACAGCAUUGUCUCUGGAGAGGGUUCAGCUUCAGGAGGACUCCAAGAAGCCGGAGAGGGUAGCGCAGGGUCGUCCGGUUUCCUCACCGGCCAGGACUUUUCUGGGUUCAGUGGUUUCCCAUCAGGAUUCUCCUCUGGAAGUGCUAGUGGACACUCAGGAGAGCUUUCGGGAAGUGGAGACGCUCAGAUCUUACUGAUAGACGGUGAACUGAUCGACGCGUCCACCCCUAUUACCCACAAGGAACAUGAGCUUGACGGAGGCCAACUAGCGUUCAGUGGCUCUGGAGAUAUUUCAGGAUCUGGGAUUCUCACUGGCUCAGCCUCUGGAAGUAACUCUGAGUUCUUCUCAGGUGUGACCUUAGUGGGGUCAGGGUUCACUGAACUUACAGUGUCAUCCUCUGGAGAGCAAGAGGCCUCUGGGUUUCUAAUCUACAGCUCUGGACAGGGAAGUGGUGAACAUUUAUCGGGAUCUAGAAGCUCAAGUUUCCUCUCUGGGUCUGGAUCGGGAAUGUCUGGAUCAGGACUGUCUGGAUCCGAGUCCUCAACAAGUGGAGAAGAAGGCAGUGUUACAUUUUUGACUGAGGAUUUUAUAACAGAGGUAUCCGGAGACACUACAUUGUCUUCGGAGCUUGGACAGGGGUCAGUGGAGUACAGCGGAGAAGGAAGCAGUAGUAGUAACAGCGGCUACACCACAGCCAGCGGCUCUUCUUCAGGAACUUCCUCUGGAGAUCUGCCACAGGUGGAAGUGCUGCCCUCUCCAUCCAGUGAGCGGGCACUGACAGAGAGCACCACAGGACCAGAGGAGGCCGUUAGUGAGGAUAAACCGUCACAGACCCCUGAUGACGUCCCCCCUGUGCUUGCCCCCACUGGACUGGCGGCUCCUCCCACUGCAGCUACACCAGGCGUUGUUGAAGAAACUGAACCAGCGAAGGAGGUAGAUGUGUGCCAUCCCAACCCUUGUGCCAACGGAGCGACCUGUGUGGAGUGCGCAGACUCUUACAAAUGCUUAUGCCUGCCCAGCUACGGAGGAGAACGCUGUGAGAUCGCUUACUUGUGCAAUUGUCCCUUUUAUUUCCAAUGUCCCUCACUCUUUUUUCUGUACGUCCCUUCAGCUGUUCCUUCCGUCUUCACUCCCAGCCCUGUGGAGACAUCGAGCUCUGCCUCAGGCUCAGAAAACGUCAGCUCAGGGUCUGUGGUUGAUGGUGCCUCUGGGGGUCACUCUGGAGACUUGUCUGGAUCUGGAGACCAGGUAAUCUCUGGAGAUCUGUCUGGAUCUGGAGACCUGUCUGGUUCUGGAGACAGGGUAAUCUCUGGAGGUCUGUCUGGAUCUGGGGACCAGUCUGGUUCUGGAGAUCAGGUCACCUCUGGAGAUAUAUCUGGUUCUGGUGACCUGUCUGCUUCUGGAGACUUGUCUGGUUCUGGAGACCUGUCUGGUUCCAACAGUGCAGACGCUUCUGGAUCAGUUCUCAGUGGAGAAGGAUCCGGCAUCACUGUUGUAUUUUCAGGCAGCGACAGCAUUGUCUCUGGAGAGGGUUCAGCUUCAGGAGGACUCCAAGAAGCCGGAGAGGGUAGCGCAGGGAUCUUUAUCUUCCCUUCAUCUGAAUCAGGCUCUGGAGCGUUCGGUGGUAGCGGGGACCUGUCCGGAUCUGGAUCUGGUUUCAGCUCUGGGGAGAGUGGUUCUUCCAUUGACAGCUUCGGGGAAAGUGGACAGUUCUCUGGCACGUCGUCCGGUUUCCUCACCGGCCAGGACUUUUCUGGGUUCAGUGGUUUCCCAUCAGGAUUCUCCUCUGGAAGUGCUAGUGGACACUCAGGAGAGCUUUCGGGAAGUGGAGACGCUCAGAUCUUACUGAUAGACGGUGAACUGAUCAACGCGUCCACCACUAUUACCGACAAGGAGCAUGAGUUUGGUGGAGGCCAACUAGCGUUCAGUGGCUCUGGAGAUAUUUCAGGAUCUGGGAUUCUCAGUGGCUCAGCCUCUGGAAGUGACUCUGAGUUCUUCUCAGGUGUGACCUUAGUGGGGUCAGGGUUUACUGAACGUACAGUGUCAUCCUCUGGAGAGCAAGAGGCCUCUGGGUUUCUAAUCUACAGCUCUGGACAGGGAAGUGGUGAACAUUUAUCGGGAUCUGGAAGCUCAAGUUUCCUCUCUGGGUCUGGAUCGGGAAUGUCUGGAUCAGGACUGUCUGGAUCCGAGUCCUCAACAAGUGGAGAAGAAGGCAGUGUUACAUUUUUGACUGAGGAUUUUAUAACAGAGGUAUCCGGAGACACUACAUUGUCUCCGGAGCUUGGACAGGGGUCAGUGGAGUACAGCGGAGAAGGAAGCAGUAGUAGUAACAGCGGCUACACCACAGCCAGCGGCUCUUCUUCAGGAACUUCCUCUGGAGAUCUGCCACAGGUGGAAGUGCUGCCCUCUCCAUCCAGUGAGCGGGCACUGACAGAGAGCACCACAGGACCAGAGGAGGCCGUUAGUGAGGAUAAACCGUCACAGACUCCUGAUGACGUCCCCCCUGUGCUUGCCCCCACUGGACUGGCGGCUCCUCCCACUGCAGCUACACCAGGCGUUGUUGAAGAAACUGAAUCAGCGAAGGAGGUAGAUGUGUGCCAUCCCAACCCUUGUGCCAACGGAGCGACCUGUGUGGAGAGCGCAGACUCUUACAAAUGCUUAUGCCUGCCCAGCUACGGAGGAGAACGCUGUGAGAUCGAUGAGCAGCAGUGUGAAGACGGUUGGACUAAGUUUCAGGGGAACUGCUACCUGAACUUCGCUGACAGAGAGAUGUGGCUGGAGGCAGAGAUGCGCUGCCGGGACCUGAACGCCCACCUGGUCAGCAUCAUCACCCCAGAGGAGCAGAACUUUGUCAACUUGAACGCACAGGAUUACCAGUGGAUCGGGCUGACGGACAAGACAGUAGAGCAUGACUUCCGCUGGACAGAUGGCACUCCACGGCAAUACGAGAACUGGAAGCCGGACCAGCCGGAUAAUUACUUCCACUCUGGAGAAGACUGUGUGGUGAUGAUCUGGCACGAGAACGGCCAGUGGAACGACGUGCCCUGCAACUACCACCUGCCGUUUACCUGCAAGAAAGGCCCAGUGUCCUGCGGUGCCCCGCCGAAGGUGGAGAACGCCUACAUGUUUGGAAACAGGAGGGAGGAAUACCCGGUCAAAUCCAUCAUCCGGUAUCAGUGCAGCCCAGGGUUUAGACAGCGCCACCCUCCGGUGGUUCGCUGUAAGGCAGACGGGCAGUGGGAGAAACCCCAAGUGGAAUGUAUCAAGUGAAAGCCAGAAGAAGAAUACAGCGGAGGAGAAGCAGGAGUCUGACAGCCGGCAGCAAGCUUCACUAAAAAGGAAAAAAAGAGGAAUUACUAUUUAUACAGUGCCUUCAGAAAGUAUUCAGACCCCUUC